AUUCAUCGCAGAUUUUUGGUCGCAUAGCUUGCUGCAACUUUCGAAGUGCGUCAAUUUUAAUUGCCAGUGGCGGAAAGUCAUUGCACUCUUGACAUAGGAAUAUUUGUUGACACAUCGAAAUCGCUCAUGCAGAUUAUAAAUAACAGCAUGGCAGUGAGAGAGAAAGUUCACAGUUUACGGUUUAACCAAGAUCAUGGUUGCUUUAUAUGUUGUAUGGACUCAGGCGUUCGUAUAUAUAAUGUUGAACCUCUUGCAGAAAAAGCACAUUUACGAGAAAAUGUGGUUGGUAGCAUUGCACAUGGAGAAAUGCUGCACAGGACUAACUUAUUAGCCAUGGUUGGAGGAGGAGCUGUUCCAAAGUAUGCUGAUAAUACAGUCCUUAUAUAUGAUGACUUGAAGUCAACGUUGCUGUUGGAAUUUACUUUUGCAGUGCCAGUUUUGGCAGUAAGACUAAGAAAAGACAGAUUAGUGGUGGUUCUUCGCAGACAGAUUCAUGUAUUCACAUUUCCACAUUCUCCGCAUAGACUUUUCACUUGUGAAACGCGUGACAAUCCUUUAGGGCUUUGUGAAGUUUCACCGUUUGCAUCCGCAGACAAACACAUACUUUGUUUCCCGGCACACAAGCUUGGGGCAGUGCAGUUAGUGGAUGUUUUAACUACAGAAUCAACUGUAUCUCAGGCACCUUUAACCGUCCAAGCGCAUAAAAGUGAACUGGCUUGCCUUAGUAUAAAUCGCGAAGGAACUUUUUUGGCAACUGCAUCUCACAAAGGUACUUUGAUAAGAGUAUGGGACACAGCUAGAAGAGUGUUGUUGGCAGAAUUGAGACGAGGGUCUGAUCCUGCUACCUUAUAUUGCAUCAACUUUAGUGGUGACAGCGAGUUUCUGUGCUGCUCUAGUGACAAGGGAACUAUCCAUAUAUUUGCUCUUAAGAAUACAAAGUUGAAUCGCCGGUCAACGUUUUCUGGCAUAGGAUUUCUAGGAGGUUACAUGGAAUCACAGUGGGCGUUAGCAAAUUUCACAGUACCUCCAGAAUGUGCUUGUAUAUGUGCCUUUGGUGUCAACUCUACUGUGUAUGCAAUAUGUGUUGAUGGAACAUUUCAUAAGUAUGUGUUCAAAGCUGAUGGCAUCUGCAAUAGAGAGUCAUUCGAUGUGUACCUGGAUCUAGUUGCUGACGAAGAGUUUUAAAGCUUAGUAUUUUUGUGUGAAUUUUGUCGAGAUCACUUGACAGUUAAGGAUCCUCAGUCCUUUCAAUUUUGAUGAAAAUUAUUAUUUAUUCUCUGGCUCAGAGGGUGGUUAUUGUGAUAUACAUUUAGCUGUUUUAUGGUCUUUUGCAGUUUCAUUACCAAAUUUUAUUUUUAUCAGUAGUAGUAUCCUGUUUGUACACAAGAGUCUUUUUGUAGAGGAUAAAUUCUGUUUGAAAUGCAGGCAACUAAAAACAACUGAGUAAGAGUAACAUUAGUGAGAUUAAAAAUGUGAUAGCUAUUAUUUGUGCAUUGAUUACAUUAAUUGACUUGAAACCUUUUUAUUUUAAACUGUCCCACAAAUGUUUGUGGAAUGCAUGAUGUUAACCAAUGAUAUCUGAAUAUUGAGAGAAGAAAAUAUAUAUAAGUUUCAUGAGUUUUCAUAAUGUUUUAUUUUUUAUUGGUAAUACCUACCUUGGUAAGCUUUAAUUUAAGUCUUAGGUAUAUCAUUGUACUUUUUGUUGGUUCUUUAGUCAUCAGAGAUUUAUUUCAUGAAAUGUAAAAAAAAUGUAAUAUUUUUAAUGAUUGCUUUAUGUUUUGCAUAUUGUACUUUUUACUUUGUAUUUAUCAGUGUUCAGGAUAAUUGAUAAAUGUGAAUUUAAGGAAAAUACAUUAUCUUUUCAGAUG
Molecule: messenger RNA, 1868 nt
Organism: Macrobrachium nipponense
Lineage: Eukaryota; Metazoa; Arthropoda; Malacostraca; Decapoda; Palaemonidae
Product: WD repeat domain phosphoinositide-interacting protein 4-like
Exons: 8
Coding region: 127-1185 (352 amino acids)
Biological process (GO): protein localization to phagophore assembly site; protein lipidation; autophagy of mitochondrion
Cellular component (GO): extrinsic component of membrane; phagophore assembly site membrane; cytosol
Molecular function (GO): phosphatidylinositol-3,5-bisphosphate binding; protein binding; phosphatidylinositol-3-phosphate binding
Source: RefSeq, a predicted model, not a curated record